UAUAAAUAUUUGCUUUUAAAUAAAUAGGUAUUGAUCAUGAUAUGGUUUAAAAAAUAUCUUCCGAUAUUUCGCUAUACAUCACAUGUUCGAGAUUUUAAAACAUGUGUGCUAUUAAAUGCGAAACGGUGGGCUCCAGACGUUGACUUUAUGAAACAGUUUGAAGGAGUAGCGAUUUAUCCCACAGAAGAGAUUGAGAAAUAUUUUAAAGUUAUAUAUAGUUCAAUAGUCAGGCCUGUCGAGCGUAAAUUACAGAAUAUGUGGAUAAAUUUUGGACCGCAACAUCCAGCCGCUCAUGGUGUUCUUAGAUUAAUCCUAGAAUUAGACGGCGAAACAGUCGUUCGAGCAGACCCUCAUAUAGGAUAUUUACAUAGAGCAACAGAAAAAUUAAUGGAACAUAAACAUUACACACAAAACCUGCCUUUUGUUGACCGUUUCGAUUAUGUGUCUACUUUAGCAAAUGAACAGGGAUUUGCAAUAGCUGUCGAGACUCUACUUAAUAUAGAAGUACCACCGAGAGCAAAGGCUAUAAGAGUAUUAUGCAGUGAACUUAGCCGCAUAGCCAAUCAUCUUUUAAAUAUUUCUGGAACGAUCCUUGAUGCAGGUGGAAUAACACCAUUUUUCUGGAUGUGUGAAGAACGAGAAAAAAUUUAUGAACUCCAUGAACGUCUAUGUGGUGCCCGAGUUCACUGCGCAUAUGUUAGACCUGGCGGUGUAUCACAAGAUAUUCCUAUAGGAUUUCUUGACGAUGUUCAUGAAUUUUGUAUGAAAUUAGGGGAAAGGUGUGACGAAACAGAAGAUAUAGCAACAGAAAAUAGGUUAUAUUAUGCAAGAACUGCAGGAAUCGGUGCUGUGAAAGCACACGAAGCAAUAUAUCACGGUUUUUCUGGACCAAUGCUGAGAUGUACGGGUGUUAAAUGGGACUUACGAAUUGCACUCCCGUACGAUGGCUAUGACUUGUACGAUUUUGAUGUUCCAGUUGGAACAAUGGGUGAUAGCUACGAUCGCCAUCUUCUUAGACUAAUCGAGCUACGUCAAUCAUUAAGAAUAAUAAAUCAAGUUAUUGACACAAUGCCUGCAGGCGAAAUAAGGACCGAUGAUUCAAAAAUAUCUUUACCGCUGCGUGCUGAAAUGAAAACCUCGAUGGAGGCGCUUAUUCAUCAUUUCAAAUUGUGCACAGAAGGUUAUAUAGUACCACCAGGAGCAACAUACACUGCUGUUGAAUGUCCUAAAGGAGAAUUAGGGUUUUAUAUGGUGGCUGACGGCACGUCGAAGCCUUAUCGUGUUGGUAUAAGAUCUUGCUCUUAUAAUCAUUUGGCAGGUUUAUCUUUUAUGGGCAAAGGAUUAAUGCUAGCUGAUAUAUCUAUUUUAAUUGCAACUAUAGAUAUUGUAUUUGGUGAUAUAGAUAGAUAA
Molecule: messenger RNA, 1410 nt
Organism: Vanessa tameamea
Lineage: Eukaryota; Metazoa; Arthropoda; Insecta; Lepidoptera; Nymphalidae
Product: NADH-ubiquinone oxidoreductase 49 kDa subunit-like
Exons: 1
Coding region: 37-1410 (457 amino acids)
Biological process (GO): mitochondrial electron transport, NADH to ubiquinone
Molecular function (GO): oxidoreductase activity, acting on NAD(P)H; quinone binding; NAD binding
Source: RefSeq, a predicted model, not a curated record